CUGCCGAUGGACAUUAUUUUGUUCCACGUGAUACAUAUGUAGUGGUAAGUACUUAGAUGGAAGUAUGUAGACAUGUUUAGAGUUGUGACUGGGAUUAUCACAAGGCACGCUUGAUGUACUCAUAGCUUCGAUGUGUUUCCUCAGGGCGGCGUGAUGUUUUCCUACGUUUUCUCGUCAGCACCCUCGUUCUGGUGGCCCUCGCGGUUUGCUGGAUCGGGGGUAGUCCAGACAACAAUGACACUCUGUCCUGAAAAUAUGAGCCAGCCAACGGCACUGUUAAGCACAUUACCGCAAUCUUCGACCUCCCACCAAUCAUCGUUGGAAGGCGAGAAGCACGGUUCUCCAGAAAUCCGUGAGAUUAUAUCGAGUAAUGACCUCUAUCAUAUUCUUGGUGUUCCUCGCUCUCAGAGCGUGGACAGCCGUGCCCUCCGACAGGCUUAUCUCUCGCGAAGUAGGGCCUGUCAUCCAGAUAAAUUCCCUGGUGACCCGGAUGCAACAUACGCCUUCCAAAAGGUCGCUGUCGCCUAUGACGUCCUUUCCAAACCAUCAUCUAAGCGAAAAUAUGACUCCCAACCCCCGCACGUUCAAGUAGACGUGUUCGCCUUUCACUCUGCAGAUUACGCAGGCAACACUCUGAAGGACGUCCUCAGGAGUGUCUUAUGCGACUUUCUGGACGGCAACCUCGAGAUGGUACAUAUGUUACUUCGAGCGCUCGGUGACCUGAGCCCUUCCCUCGAGUUAAGCGAUGAGAGCAUCGACUCCGUACUUUCCGUUCUUCGCGGAGUCCGCGAGAGCAUGUUAACUUGCCGCACAUGCGUUGUCGCCCUUCACGCAGAAUGCAUCCGUGUCCUCGAACUUCAAUCCGCUCUCCGCCAACUGCCAUACUUAGACAUAACCAGUCGCUCCCGUCUCACCAUCCAACUCACCCGCCUCACCCUUACGUUACCGAUCACAUUGGAAAAAGCUAUCGAGGAGCAGCGAAGUAACGCGAGCCUCCACCGGCAACCAACAAAUCACGACCGAGACAACCGAAGAGUGGUAUUGCUCCCAAGAAGAGUCUCACUCCUCAUCAGGGGUAUCGAUCUUGUUCUUGCCCGUCUGGAGCAGGUACUAGCAUAAAAUUAUGAGAUCAUCUUUUGCUCUUACUUUCGCUUCCGCAUUGGAUGUGACAUAGCCGGAUCCCUACCCCUAGCCUCACCUUUGUAAAUUACUGUAAUGACCCUUCAAGUGGGCGUUGUGUUUCACAUCACCGAGACAAUUGGCUUGUUCACAAUUUUGUACAAUGACACGACUACUGACGAAACCUAGAGAAAUUUCGGAAGCGAGGAGAAGACGAAAUGACA
Messenger RNA from Pisolithus orientalis, 1343 nucleotides. RefSeq lists its product as uncharacterized. The record is from RefSeq and is a predicted model, not a curated record. Lineage: Eukaryota; Fungi; Basidiomycota; Agaricomycetes; Boletales; Pisolithaceae. Bases 154 to 1119 code for a protein of 321 amino acids. The transcript is spliced from 5 exons.